This is a messenger RNA of Drosophila persimilis, 429 nucleotides long. RefSeq lists its product as uncharacterized. Bases 25 to 339 code for a protein of 104 amino acids. The record is from RefSeq and is a predicted model, not a curated record. The transcript is spliced from 2 exons. NCBI's taxonomy places the organism in Eukaryota, Metazoa, Arthropoda, Insecta, Diptera, Drosophilidae.
GGUAACUGCUGGGAAAUCGCAAAAAUGGAUGAGUUCGAAGAGUACUUUAACAAGCUGCGCUCGAUAUUGGACGGGGUCCUGGAGCCGGAAAUGUGGCCAGACCACGCGCUGACCAUGGUCCUCUUCGAAAUGCCUACCGACGAGGCCAGAAGGAGACUGCGCCAGGCCCAGGCCAUAGCCAGAUACGGCGGAGACAGGAUCAUUUCGUUGGAGCACCUGCGGAGGGCGAUGAACACGAUUUUGCUGCGCCCGCGGCAGCCGCCGAAGCGCAAGAAACCCCCCCUGGAGGCUCGCUGCCUUCGCCCCCGCUCGUCCUUGGUCAACUAUUGUGAGAUCUGACGGGCCACACGGGCCUCCUUUUCUCCGCCCCAGGAUGCCUCUGAAGACUGACAAAUGUGACCCCAAAAUGUGUAUCGGAAAGGAUUGCAA